Trichoderma asperellum CBS 433.97 is the source of this 3330-nucleotide messenger RNA. RefSeq lists its product as uncharacterized. Gene Ontology annotation, molecular function: D-type glycerophospholipase activity. Gene Ontology annotation, biological process: intracellular signal transduction; phospholipid catabolic process; phosphatidic acid biosynthetic process. Gene Ontology annotation, cellular component: intracellular membrane-bounded organelle. NCBI's taxonomy places the organism in Eukaryota, Fungi, Ascomycota, Sordariomycetes, Hypocreales, Hypocreaceae. The record is from RefSeq and is a predicted model, not a curated record.
CACAAACACCCUCACAAACUGAGGGUCAGUGGCUGUGCGUGCAUUGUGCUUCGAUCCACUGAGCCCAAUAAGAAACGGGGCUUUAGGCUCUGGGCCACCAGUGAUACGAUGUAGUCCUCAGACGAACACGCAACUUGACUAGGUUGCACCCCCUUGAUUUCUGACAGUUCCGUGCUAGGCCGCUGUCAUCUAUUCAAUGCAGUCUCUCACCCCUCAUCACUCUCAUCAUAAGCUAUGUAAACCUCGUGCCAUCACGCACAUGCUCUUGGCCACCUUUCGUGAUUCAAGAUUUGUCAAAUCCACUUAUAGCACCUGUGCUUUGUAGCUUUUUUUCCCCCCUCCUUCACCGUUAUCAAUUUUGCUCUUCAAUACGGCUGGCCCCGUCCGCAACUUUUCUCCAAAGCCACGUCUUCCUGGCCAGGAUCUGAUUCGCUGGGCCAUAGCAAUCCGUAAAGCCGCACCAUGGGUCUCCUUGAUAGAGUCGAAGCCUUCUUUGAAGGCGAACCUAACAUUGAAAAACACUCUCAUUCGCACCCGGGCUAUCAAUGCGAUGAUCUUCACGCUGAACACGCUGCUAACCGGUUUCAAUCCUUUGCUGCCCCUUCUUCGGGCAACAUCAAGUGGUUCGUUGAUGGCGCCUCCUACUUUUGGGCAGUAUCUGAAGCUCUUCAACGCGCCCAGGAGAGUAUAUAUAUCCUCGACUGGUGGCUGAGCCCUGAGCUGUACCUUCGUCGGCCCCCUUCUCACAACGAGCAGUAUCGCCUUGAUGCUAUGCUUCAAGCUGCCGCCGAACGUGGAGUCCAAGUCAAUGUCAUUGUGUACAAGGAAGUCGAGGCUGCCCUCACUCUUGAUUCUGCGCACACCAAACAUGCUCUUGAGAAGCUACACCCCAAUAUCAAAGUCUUCCGACACCCUGACCAUGUUCCUACUGGAUAUGACCUGACUUCGGAAAUCGGCAACUCGUUCAAAAGCUUGACCAACUUUGACUUGGCCACUGUAUCCAAAGACGCACUUAAGGCGAUUUAUGGCGCGGCAGACGAUGUUGUCCUCUACUGGGCUCACCAUGAAAAGCUCCUUGUUAUUGACCGUCACCUUGUAUUUAUGGGAGGCCUCGAUCUAUGCUUCGGGCGAUGGGAUACCAACUCCCAUCCUAUCGCAGAUGCUCAUCCUGGAAACUUGGAGAACAUCAUCUUCCCAGGCCAAGAUUAUAACAACGCCCGAAUCUUUGACUUUGCUGACGUUGGCAACUGGGAUCAGAAUAAAUUGGAUCGAACCAAGAGCUCGAGAAUGGGUUGGUCAGAUGUGGCCCUUUCUAUGAAUGGUCCAAUUGUAUCUGAUCUUGUUUCCCACUUCGUGGACAGAUGGAAUUACAUAUUCGAUGCAAAAUACAAUGACAAAGACCCUGGAAAGUAUGAAAAGCUCAGCCUAGGCGGAGGUCACCGUCCAUCGCACCACAGAUAUGAACAACAGGAAACUGGACGAGAAGAAUAUGGGCGGCAGGAGGGCGAAGGGCGGAGCCGUGGCAUGCUCCAUCGUUUCGCUGAACACCUGUCUGAGGAAAUGGGAAACCUUGGCCUCACAGAAGGCCAUCGACACAGCCGUCGAGAAGGUCCCCAAGAAGGCCAGCGAGAGUAUCGCCCUGAUGGAUAUGAGUAUGACGACAGGAGUGCUCACGCGCGUGGGGGGUCAGGCGCUACUCACAUUCAGCUUACACGAAGUUGUACCAAGUGGUCAUCCGGCCACCCAACAGAGCAUUCGAUCGCAAACGCAUAUAUAAGUGCCAUAACGAAUGCUAGGCACUUUGUCUAUAUCGAAAAUCAGUUCUUCAUCACAGCUACAAGUGAUGAACAGCGCCCUGUAUCUAACAAGAUCGGCGCGGCCAUUGUUGACCGCAUCGUUCGAGCAUAUGAAGAAGGUCAACCCUUCAAGGUCUGGGUGGUGAUGCCCUCCGUCCCAGCUUUUGCGGGAGACCUGAAGUCGAAGGAGGCUCUUGGGACAAGGGCCAUUAUGGAAUACCAGUACAACUCCAUCAGCAGAGGUGGACAUUCCAUUAUCCAAAAGCUUGUUGCCGCCGGCAUUCAAAAUCCUAGGGAGUAUAUUGGUUUCUACAACCUUCGAAACUAUGAUCGGAUCAAUAUAUCCCGCACCCUGCGACAGGUGGAAUCCCGCUCUGGUGUCAGAUAUGAAGACGCCCGACGGUAUCACGACGACUAUGUCAACGAAGAGCGUUAUGGCCAGGACGAUGAAGAUUCUCAAUAUUAUGAUAGAUAUCAGCGCCAGGCUCAAUCCGUCAAGGACGAUACUCUGGACACGGUGAGUGCCGCCUAUAUGAGACACGGCCCCAAUAUUGCCGAUAUUCCAUGGGAUGGCGAACCCGAGGACGAAUUCGACGCCUUUGUCAGCGAGCAGCUCUACAUCCACACCAAGCUUCUCAUUGCCGAUGAUCGUCUGGUUAUCUGUGGCUCUGCCAACUUGAACGAUCGCUCGCAGCUUGGAACCCACGACUCCGAGAUUGCUGUGGUGAUUGAGGGACCCCACUCCGUUGAGUCUUACAUGAACGGCGAGCAGUACGCAGCAAGCGAAUUUGCCGCCUCUCUCCGAAGACAAAUCUUCCGCAAGCAUCUCGGCCUGCUCCCUGACCAGAGAUGGGACCAGCCAAACCGAAACUGGCUGCCGGUAACCGACGCACCUAAUGACUACGACUGGGGCUCAUCUGCCGACCGGCUCGUGGAGGACCCCCUGAGCCCCGACUUCCUGCAGCUCUGGGAAGAUACAGCCGCCACUAACACCGAAGUGUUCAGCCGGGCGUUCCACCCCGUUCCUGAUGACAAAGUUCGCAACUGGGACGAUUACGAUCAGUUCUUCUCCAAGUACUUUACUAUCCCCAGUGCCAAGGACAACAAGGAGGACGACGACAAAAACGACGGCAAAGUGCCUUACGGACACGUGGUUCGCGAGGAAUUCCCUGGUGGCGUGCAAGAGCUGAAGGAAUGGCUCAGCCGCGUCCGUGGCAACCUUAUCCAGAUGCCUCUGCAGUUUUUGAUUGAGGUCGAGGAGAUUGCCAAGGAGGGCCUGACGCUGAACGGACUGACGGAUGAGCUCUACACAUAAAAGGAAAUAGAAUUUGGUUCACUUAGCAAGCCAUAGUUAAAGUUGCUAGAUCGAGAGUGAUAGCUGCAGGAAUAUAUCCGACAGACUAUUUACAUUAUUAUGCCGUAACAAAAGAUUUGAAUAAGAACCACCUAGUAGUUACAAUGACAUGUAAAAAUAGCAUAUGCAAGCACAAACCAACCAAUAACGCACAGAGAGACAAGAAAAUGCCCNCCCCCC